Molecule: messenger RNA, 627 nt
Organism: Soboliphyme baturini
Lineage: Eukaryota; Metazoa; Nematoda; Enoplea; Dioctophymatida; Soboliphymatidae
Source: the annotation of a GenBank genome assembly
CGUUGGUUCGUUGAGGUUCUCAGCUCUGAUGGAUUCAUGGCUUUGUCGUUCGCAGUAGUAAAAGAGAUCAUUUCAUGCGACAGCUUCUUCGUACUGGAGAUCGAAGUGUCUAAAACAGCACGUGAAUGGAUUCGAUCGAACCCGAUCUUGGAGAAUCUGUUGAACUGCAUCAGGCCAUCAGGCAUCGUGUCAGCCAAUGAUGUCCUUGACAUGAUUAAGACACGGUCAGAAAAGGUUGAUUCGCAGCUGAAAAAUCGAGAAUAUUUAAUUCUCGAUAUUAACGUGGCAGCAUCGAACCGGAAUGCUCAGGUGAUCGACGGAGAGCUGAGGAUGGCGCUGCUGAAUGGCGAUUGCAAAUCGUACGAUAUGGAGAUGGAACGAGGCUUCAAGCUCCACCUCAGGAAGGACGUGGACAAUCCGUGCAUCAUACGAAUUCUGGUUCGGAACUGCGACAAUCGGAAGUACAGCUAUUACAUCGAAACGAGCAUCGACUGUGAAAACUGGAAGUUGCUCAUGGACAAGAGGAACGAGGAGCGCAGUUCCUGGCAGCAUCACAAGUUCGAACCGAAACUCAUGAUUUACGUGAAAAUCGUGGGAACUCGAAAUACAGAGAUCGAAUAUAACUAG